AAUAUAAAAUCAUUUACGAAAUUAAUUUUAUUGUAGUCGAUCAAGGAUUAAACCCUACGAAACGCGAUUGAGUUGAUAAUCAAAUAAUAACUAAAUAUUAAAAAAAAUUGAAGAUGCCAUCUUUUGAGGGUAAGCCGGACCAGGACAAAAGAAUUGUCAUAUCUGGGGUCGCAGGUCUUUUUCCAGGAAGUCGCAAUGUAAAAGAACUAUCCAAUAUCCUUUACAAUAAGGAGUACCCGAUAUCGUCUGAAAACUGUCGCUGGAAAUAUGAACAUCCCGAGAUGGUACCAUUUAUUGGAAAAGUGCCUGACCUAGAACUAUUCGAUGCUCAGUUCUUUAAGGUGCAUUAUCGUCUCAGCCAAAGGAUGGACCCAAUGUCCCGUAAAAUCUUAGAGCAAGCAUAUCAGGCUAUUUAUGACGCAGGUAUUAGCCCGCAGCAACUUGACGGAAUGAAAACUGGUGUUUACCUCGGAUGUGGUUUCUCUGAGACCGAAAAGGCUUCCUUUUUCGAUGAAUCAUCAAGGAAUGGAUUUGGUCUUAUCGGAUGUAAUAAGAGUAUGUUCGCGAAUCGUAUUUCCUACUGGUUGAAUGCAAAAGGUCCAUCACUAUGCAUUGAUCAAGCCUGUUGCAGCACUUUUGCAGCGUUGGUAUCAGGAUACCAAGCAAUACUCCGUGGUGAAUGUGAAGCCGCGUUAGUUGCUGCUUCGAGUAUUUGCUUACAUCCGCAGAGUAUUGUUCAUUAUAAUAGAGCCCAACUGUUAAGUCCAGAUGGCAAAGUCAGAUCUUUUGAUGCCAAAGCUAAUGGAUGUGUAAAGUCUGAAGCCGUCGGUGUUCUUUUUCUUCAGAGAGCUAAGGAUGCCCUUAGAGUGUACGCUGAAGUUGUACAUGUGAAAUCUCAAUUCACGUCUUUAUCUAAAGGAGAAAAAGGUCCUAACUAUGGGUUUUACCGUAGUCCAUCUGAUACAAUUAAUUUUUUGAAUAAUUUUUACAAUGAAGCAAAUGUUCCACCUCAAGCUGUAAAGUACGUUGAGGCUUUUGGCUCUGGUAUACCGGAUGCUGACAAAGCCGAACUCGAAGUAUUAAGUGAGGUGUUUUGCAAAGGAAGAGAUGAUCCACUUUUUGUUGGAUGUGUAACAUCUAAUAUUGGUUAUUCGGAAAGCGCGUCAGGAAUUUCAGCUAUUACUAAGGUUUUGCUUGGAUACAACAACGGUAAACUGGCAUCAAAUCUACAUUGUGAUACUCCAAGGCAGGACGUUGAUGCGGUUAAAGAAGGACGUAUUCAAAUAGUAACUGAACAUCACCCGAUGGACCCUUCCUAUGCCGCUAUUAAUAGUUAUUCGUAUAACGGAGUUAAUGCUCAUGUUUUAUUAAAAGGACAUAAUGUUCAAAAGGAUCUCAACCGUUACAAGACAACUAUUCCUUAUUUAGUAACCAUCUCUGGGCGUCAAGAAAGUUCAGUGCAAGUUAUUUUGAAAGAUCUGAAAACUCGUCCCAUUGAUCCCGAAGAACUAGCCUUACUUCAUAACAUCCAUGAAAAAAGAAUAUCAGCUCAUAUUGGUCGCGGAUUUACAAUUUUAGCCACUAAUGAUAAUAAUGAAACGAUUAGUUUAUGCGAAAAAAAAGGCUAUUUCGACGACGCAACACGACCGCUAUGGUUUGUUUACAGCGGAAUGGGCUCCCAAUGGGCGGGCAUGGGUACAGAGCUCAUGCGUAUACCAACUUUUGCUGCUGCUAUUCAACGUUGCCAUUCAGUUUUGGAGCCAAAAGGUGUGGAUAUAGUUAAAAUUAUAACUUCACCCGAUCCGAAAACCUUUGACAAUAUUUUAAAUUCGUUUGUUGGUAAUGCGGCAAUACAGAUAGGACUUACUGAUAUACUCAAAAAACUAGAAAUAUUCCCAGACAAGGUUAUAGGUCACAGUGUAGGAGAAUUGGGAUGUGCAUACGCAGAUGGUUGUUUUACAGCGGAGGAAAUGAUUAUGGUUGCGUACAGCCGAGGUCUCGUUUCUAUUCAGACUCCAUUCAUUGUUGGAUCUAUGGCCGCUGUAGGCAAAGGCCACCAAGAGAUACUUAAAAUGCUUCCUCCUGAAAUUGAGGUAGCUUGCCAUAAUAGUUCUACGUCAUGCACUAUUUCUGGACCAAGUGAUAUUAUGAAGACAUUCAUAUCGGAAUUGACUUCUAAGAAAAUAUUCGCUAAGGAAGUAGCUUGCUCUAACAUUGCUUAUCAUUCAAGAUAUAUAGCUGAAGCAGGACCUGGUUUAUUGGAACAUUUAAAUAAGGUUAUUAAAGAACCAAAGCUUCGUUCUGAGCGGUGGAUUUCUACAUCGGUACCACAAGAUCAAUGGAAUGAACCCUCUGCGAUGUACUCUUCUGCGGAAUAUCAUACAAACAAUUUACUAAGACCUGUGCUUUUUGAGGAGGCGUUGAAGCUGAUUCCUCCCAAUGCUGUGCUUGUAGAAAUAGCACCUCAUGGUCUGUUACAGGCUAUUCUUAAACGAUCUUUGCCAGUAACAUGCCUGAACUUAUCAUUGACACAACGUGGAAAUUCAGAAAAUAUCAACUAUUUGUUGAAAGCCAUCGGCGAACUGUAUAUGGUAGGAUUUAAUCCUGUUAUAAAAACGCUUUAUCCAAAAAUUGAUUUUCCCGUUUCGACCGGUACACCGAUGCUCUCACAUUUAGUGGACUGGGUGCAUGAUGAAAAUUGGAAAAUACCAUUGUACGUGGCCGCCGAUAAGAGAGUGUCAGCUUCUUGCAAUUUUGUUAUCUCUGUGCACGACGAUGAACAUAGUUACUUAAGAGGUCAUGUGAUCAGAGAAAAGAAUGUUUAUCCAUUUGCAAGUGCUCUCGUGGCGGUGUGGGAUACAUUGGUGAUGUCUUUAGGGCUGCAAAGGAAAAAAAUAUCAGUACAGUUUAAAGACGUAAGAUUCCAUUCGCAGCCAAUAUUGAGCGAUGAACGCCUAAUUCAGUUGAAUGUUAUGUUACACAGAGGCAGUGGAAAAUUUGAGGUUAUGGACGGUAAAACUGAGGUCAUCAGUGGUUUCAUUAAAGAGUAUAAUAUAAAUCAAUGUCAAUCAAAGCUGAACGAUAACGCCUCAACUGAAAAUGAACCGAGUCUUAAUGCUGAAGAUAUUUAUAAUUUACUCUACAUAAGGGAUUACAAUUACUUUGGUGAUUUCCGAAGUAUUCAUUGUGCAAAUGCGUCGAUUACAAAGGCGAAGAUAUUAUGGCGAGAUAGUUGGGACACUUUCAUUGACGGCUUGCUACAACUAAAUUUUUUAAGACAAUCACAUAAUACUACAUCUCAAAUUAAGUUUAUUAAAAAUAUUGAAAUUAAUGUCGACGGUCACAUUAGUAACAAUGGUGCAAUGGAAAGUGGUUCAACACUUAUGACUGCACAUCUCGACAAACUGAACAAUUCGACAAGGUGUGGAGGAGUAUUUUUGCAAAAUGUUCAACUUCAAAACUUACCAAAAACAAAUGGCGUCACUGAAACGAUGGAUACUUUGAAAUUUAUACCACAUUUUUCUACUACCGCUAUUGAUGAGGCUACGUUGCUUGAUAUUUAUCUUCAAGAGGCAGCUGAUAAUACAAAUAAAGAUUUAAUAAAUAUAACAAAGAUUAAUAACACCUAUAAAGAAGACGUGACAAGUUCAAGAUUCAGUGCAGUCGUUCGGAAAUUUGUUGAAAAAAAAAUUAAAUUUCGAAUUGUUAGCAGAAAUAAAAUUCUAAGCGAUACAUCCUUACAAAAUGUUGAUCUUGUCUAUGUAGAAAACUUGUCUAUCGAUAACGAUCUGUGCCGAUCUCUUUAUAGCAUGCUCAAUAUGAAUACAUUUAUAAUAAAUAAAGAAGAUAACGCUAAUUUACAUUCAAUUCCACGACCAUCUUUGCUUUACCGUGUUGUUUGUGCUCACAGCACAGGAAACAAUCGUUUAGAACUUGUACGUUGGAGACCAUCUACAGAUGCUCGAGAAAUAAGUACAAUUUCAGUGAAUUCGCAAUCAGAUCUACCAAUGCUUUUCUCUACUAUUACCAGUGUCUCUGAUAAACAAAGUUUGAUUGUAUUGUCAUGUUACCCUCCAUUACCAAUGUUAAAAAAUAUUGUGAAAGAUUAUAGGAAAACGACAAAUAAAAACAUUUCUGUAAUAAUGAUUAAUAAAACGUCAAAUCAAUUCGAGACUGGACGUCUAUGUAGUCCUGACCUUGCCUUUGGUAUUGUAGUUGAUGAUGUCAUGGGCGGAGAAUAUUGUCUACCGAUCCCUCAAACUUCAACCGUUGAAGGAAGAAUGAGUUUAGAAUAUACAAGUGACGUAAACUCCCUAAAAUGGGUAGAGGUUUCAGAACCUACUGGCUCGGGUAUCAAAGUCAUGGUUCAUUAUGCCGGCUUAAGUAUUGUAGACGCAAAGAAAAUUGCUGGUAUUAUUAAAUCUACAAAACAUGAAAAUCAAAAUGUCUGUGGAAUGGAAUUUAGUGGAAUUGUUGAGAGAACUGGUUCUCGAGUAAUGGGCUUAGUGGAGAAUGGGGCUGUUAGUACUAAAAUUCAAGUUCAUCCGAAUAUGAUGUGGCCAGUGCCAGAUUACUGGAACUUGGAAGACGCAGCUACUGUGCCUUUGGCAUAUUGCCUGGCAUUAUAUUGUUUGUGCAUAAAGAGUCAUUUAUAUUCUGGUAUGCGCAUUCUUGUCCAUGGUGGAACUGGGGCUUUAGGACAAGCAGUAAUAUCUAUUGCUUUGGCGCACGACUGCGAAGUUUUCACUACUGUCAGUAGUAUGAGCAAAAAAUCUUUUCUUCGGAAAUUAUUUCCCGAACUCAAAGAUGAUCAUAUUGGAAAUUCACGUAAUGAUAGCUUCAGUGAUAUGGUGCUCAAUAUUACAAAGGGAAAGGGCUGUGAUAUCGUAAUAUCUAAUGUUAAAGGAGAACUAAGAAGUACCACUUUAAAAUGCUGUGGAUCGUCUGGAAUCACUAUUGAUACAACAAUACUACAAGAUCAAGAAGAUUAUAACCUAGGAAUGGCCUUCAUGUUCUUCAGUAGAGGUUUUACUACUGUCGAUAUAACUUCAAUAUUUUCAUCAGAAAAUAUAGAAAUUCUAAAGCGUUUGCAACUUCUUGUUAGUGAGGGUAUAGCGCGAGGUUAUGUACGGCCUCUAUCCCGCAUUACAUAUGGAGCACACGACGCACCCGAAGCCCUUCGUCUUAUAGCUGGUAAUCGUCAUCGUGGACGAGUCUUGCUAGAUCUCAAACAAAUAUCACCAAUUGUACAAACCAGACUAAAAUGUUCAUCUGAAUUUAAUCAUUUGGUGGUGUCUGAUGAUGACAUUUUUGGAAUACAUCUUAUUGAGAGACUUAUAAGCCGUGGAGCAAAGAAACUAUUUUUACAGUGGAAGAACCCUUCGAAUAUACUAGAAUUUAAAACAAGGUCUUGGGAAAAGAUAGGCGUAAAUGUAAAUAUAUACUACGAAGAUGUUUUAAAUUCAGAUAAUGCUCGUGUAUUGCUUGAUAAGAUUAGUAUCUUUGGACCCAUUGAAGGAGUAUAUUUAAUCGCCAUUGACGACAAUUACGCCAUUAAAAUGGAGAAUGUACUGAAACAAUUAACAUUGAUGAAACAGAAAUUUAAUCCCUAUUUAAAGUAUUCUACAAUUAUAAGAGUUGAUAGCAAAAAUGAAGAAAAAAGAUGUAAUUUCGAAUUUCAACGUCAUGAAAUACCGACUAUUAUCAACUUACCAAAACUAAAAGGCAUCAAUGAUCCUUUACGCACUGGACACAAGGGUCUAAUCUCAGUACAAAAUGCGAUUGAUGCUCUGGAGUUCACAUUAACCACUCCUCAAAUAUCUGGGGUUGCUCUUAAAUGGUCAGAUAUAAAAAUAUCGAUCUUGGAACGUAUAUUCUCUAUAUCCGAUCUUAAUAACGGCAAAAAUAUUAAUCUAAGCGAUAUAAAUCUUUCUAUGACAUUAAAAGAUUUGGGUAUAGACGUAUCAUCGUUGGAUUCUAUACAAGCUUGUUUAUGUGAUUAUUACAAUAUAUCUCGCUCUCGCGAUAAUAUUUUGAAUCUAACUGUUCGGGAAUUAAUCGAGAUAGAAAAAGGCGUUUUAUCAAAGACACAUUACGAAGAAACGCAAGGAAUGUGGACGUUUUUCUCUUAUGUGGAUAAAGAUGAACUUCAAGCUACAAAUAAAAUGAUAUUUAUGCCAUCACUUACUAGAAAUGCGGCAAUGAAUUCUCAAGAAUUUGAGUUGAGUCAGACAUAUCUCUGUGUAGUGCCUGGGAUCGAGGGACAUUAUAAACGGUUCCAAAAAAUCUGUGAGCGACUUAAGCUUCCAGUUCUAUUGUUACAGCCAGGCUUAGAAAAAUCUGAGAGUAUCUGUGAAACAGCCGAAAGAUUGGUUGAGAUAAUGCCUAAAAAAGCGAUGGAGUUACAUAAAAGAUUUUAUCUGCUAGGCUACGAAUAUGGUGUAUUUAUAGCCUUGAAAAUGGCAGCUAUACUAGAAGAGAAAGGAUGGACUGGUACAGUCUUCUGCAUCGGAGGAUCGCCAAAUGAAAUUUGCAAAACAAUCAAUAAUAAACUACAGGAGUAUGAUACUGAUGUAGCAUUACAAGUUGCUGUAAUUAAGCACAUUUUUAUUUUGAUGACUGGCGCCGAUACGAAAGAAUUGGAUUGUGUAUUAAGUAAUUCUAUGACGUGGCAAGAAAGAGUUGAGUGUUGCGUGCAAAACCUUCGAGGUCGAGUUGGUUAUUCAAAUCAAUUUACUCGUGAGCUAAUUGAAACGACAUAUUCACGAGUGGCUCAGUUGCGUAGCUCCAGCGCUGAAUCGCGAGCCAUUCAGUCUCAACUGGUAUCAAUGCGUUCCAAAUCACCUGAUGAUCAUGAAACAGAUUCAUCUUUGCAAUGCUAUUCUAAGAAUCCAGUAAUUGAAUAUGAUUUAAAUGUUCCAUUUUCAUACCUUACGAAGGAUCCACAAUGCGCUGCAAUCAUCAAUCGUCAUCUUGAUAAAGAUAUUCUCAAGGAAUUCGAGAACACAAAUCUCUGUGAAACUUAUCUUAUAAAUGAAGGUUACAUAACCAAUGUUUAAAUGUUUUUGUAAUGCCUAAUAACAAAGUAAUAAAUAUUGAAACUGAUUUGCCUACAA
This is a messenger RNA of Nymphalis io (European peacock), 7115 nucleotides long. RefSeq names its product fatty acid synthase-like. The coding region runs from base 114 to 7058 and encodes 2314 amino acids. The record is from RefSeq and is a predicted model, not a curated record. Gene Ontology annotation, biological process: fatty acid biosynthetic process. Lineage: Eukaryota; Metazoa; Arthropoda; Insecta; Lepidoptera; Nymphalidae. Gene Ontology annotation, molecular function: fatty acid synthase activity; oxidoreductase activity. The transcript has 40 exons.